Papaver somniferum (opium poppy) is the source of this 1139-nucleotide messenger RNA. Its product is annotated as carboxylesterase SOBER1-like. The record is from RefSeq and is a predicted model, not a curated record. Gene Ontology annotation, cellular component: cytoplasm. Bases 31 to 834 code for a protein of 267 amino acids. Lineage: Eukaryota; Viridiplantae; Streptophyta; Magnoliopsida; Ranunculales; Papaveraceae. The transcript is spliced from 6 exons. Gene Ontology annotation, molecular function: palmitoyl-(protein) hydrolase activity; carboxylic ester hydrolase activity. Gene Ontology annotation, biological process: protein depalmitoylation.
UGCAAUUAAACUAGCAGUAAUGAAUCAGUCAUGAGAAAUAUAUUAUUUCAGUUUCUGAAACCAUUUUUUCUUCUCAUCAUUACAUUCACAAUUACUUCUCUCUUCAUCGUCUACUUCCAACCAUCACCUUCAUCGUCACCACCGUCAUCAUCUCCGUUGAAGAUUCAACAAGAAAAUACUACGACUACUAUGGCUCGAAGCUUUAUUUUAUGGCUUCAUGGAUUAGGUGAUUCAGGUCCUGCGAAUGAACCCAUCAGAUCAUUCUUCACUUCUCCUGAAUUCAGAAAUACUAAGUGGUUGUUUCCUUCUGCUUCUCCGAAUCCUGUUUCCUGUAACAAUGGUGCUGUGAUGCCAUCUUGGUUUGACAUCCAUGAGAUACCAAUCAGUGCUACAUCUCCGAAAGAUGAUAGUGGAGUGCUAAAAGCAGUUCAAAAAGUGCACGCGAUUAUAGAUAAGGAGGUCGCUGCUGGCACAAAUUCCGAGAACAUAUUCAUUUGUGGAUUCAGCCAAGGGGGUGCUUUGACUUUAGCUAGUGUAUUACUGUACCCAAAAACUCUAGGUGGAGGUGCUGUCUUCAGUGGAUGGGUACCUUUUGGUUCGUCUGUCAUUGAACGCUUCUCACCAAGUGCGAAGAAGACACCUAUUCUAUGGUCCCAUGGUCUCGCCGAUGGAACGGUCUUAUUCGAAGCUGGACAAGCUGGCCCUCCAUUCCUUGAACAAAAUGGCAUACGCUGUGAAUUUAAGGCUUACCCUGGUCUUGGCCAUUCAGUUAGCAAUGACGAGCUGCAAUCCUUGGAAUCAUGGAUCAAAACAAAACUAAGGAGUUCUUCGUGAAAUCUUUCGAAUUCUUGAACUUUUUGUAGGCCUCGGCACUGCAGGCUUAUGUAUGCUGCACACCUUGCUUCAAAAUGAUAUUAAAGUUUCUGACACCCUUUUAUUGCUUUUUAGUUUACAGUUUGUUUACACAAGUAUUAUUCAGAUUAUGUCCUAUCCAUCCUUCUGGGAUGAUUCAUGCCAUCCAGUUAUUCAAGUUUACCGGUGAGCGUGCACAUUGUAGCGCAUACACGAUAAUGUUAAAAAUCGAACAUAUUAUUUGUAACAGCUAAGAACAAGAGAUUGGGCAAUGAAAAUUUUGAUUU